This is a messenger RNA of Eriocheir sinensis (Chinese mitten crab), 1395 nucleotides long. RefSeq names its product putative inactive carboxylesterase 4. NCBI's taxonomy places the organism in Eukaryota, Metazoa, Arthropoda, Malacostraca, Decapoda, Varunidae. The coding region runs from base 1 to 1395 and encodes 464 amino acids. The transcript is spliced from 8 exons. The record is from RefSeq and is a predicted model, not a curated record.
AUGCUGAGGCUGCUCCUGCUGGGGGUGGUGGCGGCGGCGGUGGCGGUGGCGGGGGAGGGCGGUGUGCAGGUGACCCUCAGCGGCGGGGUUUUCAAGGGGGAGACGCUGGAGGCGGGCGGCGAGCGGAAAGUGUUCUCCUUCAGAGGGAUUCCGUUCGCCAAGCCUCCCGUCGGCGCCCUCAGGUUCAAGGACCCGGUGCCUUCAGAGCCGUGGGAGGGCGUCAAGGAGAGCGUCGCGCCGCCCCAGUGUCCUCAGUUCGACUUCGAGGGUCUGAUAGGGGGCGGGGAGAUGAAGGUGGUGGGCGAGGAGGACUGCCUCUACCUGCACGUCUACACUCCACAGCUAUGUGGGGACGAGCCUCUUCCCGUGAUGGUCUUCCUCCACGGCGGCGGCUUCUUCAUGGGGGACCCUGACUUGGCUGGAGGCUCCCCGCUGCCGCUGCUGACGAAGGACGUGGUGCUGGUGGCGCCGCAGUACCGUUUGGGGACGCUUGGCUUCCUCUACACCGGGGACGAUGUGAUUCCCGGCAACAUGGGGCUCAAGGAUCAGACACUGGCGCUCCGCUGGGUGCAGGAGAACAUCAGGAGCUUCGGCGGCGACCCAGAGCGUGUGACGAUCUACGGCGAGAGUGCCGGGGGCGCCUCCGUCCACUUCCAGAUGCUGACGCCCAAAGCUGAAGGACUCUUCCACCGCGCCAUCAUGCACUCGGGCACCGCAUUGAACCCCUGGGCAGUCCGUCUGGAUGACCCCAAGCGCGUGGCAGCAGGUGUGGGCCGCCAGCUGGAGUGCGCAGGUGUGGAGGUGGACGGUCAGCUGGACAGCGUGGCGCUCCUCAACUGUCUCCAGAACGUGCCUGCAAGCGACCUCGUGACGACAUCUCAGCAAGGCGAGACUUGGAACAACUUCCCUCUCCACAUGGUGCCGCGCGUGGACGGUGACUACCUGCCCGACCACCCCGCCAACCUGGUGCGGGAGGGGCGAUACAACAAGGUGGACGUCAUCUCGGGGGUGUGCCGGGACGAGGGGGCCUACAUCGGGAUGGGCGCCCUCACAACGCCGGUGGGGGAGCAGCUGUUGUCAGAGUUCGAGAGGUUCGCCGCCUACUCGGUGGGUACGGACCAGGACGAGGAGCCCUACCUCCUGGCGCGAAGGAUCUUUUUCCACUACCUGGGCGCCGGGAACCUCACCUUGACGCAGAGCAACAUUGACCGCUGGAUUGAGAUGUUCGGGGACGUAUUCUUCAAUAUGCCUCACGACCUCGCCUCGCAGUUCCACGCCCGUGACGCUGAUUACGGCCACGGAGUCUACAUGUACCAGCUGGACCACCGCGGCCAGAACAGCUUCACGGAACAGGCGAUAAGAACGAACAUGACGAUUGACUUCAAGUGUACGUGA